GUGAGCGUCGUCUUCGAGCUAGUCAAAGCUUUCACCAUCGAGGUCUUCGUUGAAUUGCACAAGCAAAGAAACGAGCCCAAGAAGGAGUUCGAGGCUCUGAAAGCAGUGCAAAAAGAGGUCACCUCGCGAGGACAGACGCUCCAUUAUCGGGUCGUGGGGGACUUGUCGCUCCACGAAAAGAUUGUGGCUGCGCUGGAAGAGAUGGAGCACGACCUCCACGAAGAAAGCGAGAAGCUGCACGAAGAGAACGAGAAGCAUCAGCAGCACGAUGCUCAUCCUGCUGCGAAUGGCCACCCUCCUGGGCAACACCACUAG
Molecule: messenger RNA, 315 nt
Organism: Symbiodinium sp. CCMP2456
Lineage: Eukaryota; Dinophyceae; Suessiales; Symbiodiniaceae
Source: the annotation of a GenBank genome assembly